Messenger RNA from Mauremys mutica (yellowpond turtle), 1197 nucleotides. RefSeq names its product cerebral dopamine neurotrophic factor-like. The coding region runs from base 163 to 549 and encodes 128 amino acids. Lineage: Eukaryota; Metazoa; Chordata; Testudines; Geoemydidae. Gene Ontology annotation, cellular component: endoplasmic reticulum. The transcript is spliced from 4 exons. Gene Ontology annotation, biological process: neuron projection development; dopaminergic neuron differentiation. The record is from RefSeq and is a predicted model, not a curated record.
UAGGAAUUGAAGCCGUCCGCAAUCUGCCUGCACCCUGAUGACUGGAGGAACCCUUGGAGAUGACUGGCCCUGCUGAACACAGAGAACCUGACAUCUCAUGUGUGUAAAGGAUUUUUGGACAGAUUUUACAACUCAUUAAAAGAAAAACAUUCUGACUUCACCAUGGCCACCAUAGAGAAAGAACUGGUUAACAGCUGCAUGGAUACAAAAGGAAAAGAACACCGCUUGUGCUAUUACAUUGGGGCAACAAGCGAUGCAGCCACGAAGAUCAUCAGUGAGGUCAGCCGCCCAAUGAGUGCUCAUGUGCCUGUGUCGAAGAUAUGCGAGAAACUGAAGAAGAAUGACAUUCAGAUCUGUGAGCUCAAAUAUGAAAGGAAACUGGACUUAAACUCGGUGGAUCUCUCCAAGAUGAAAGUGGUUGAGCUGAGGAAGAUCCUGGAUAGCUGGGGAGAAGUGUGCAGAGCAUGCAUAGAGAAAACAGACUUUGUGAACUUGAUUAAGGAGCUGGCACCUAAGUAUACGUUUACAAACCCCAAAUCAGACCUUUGAUACUUGUGCCAAUCUAGUGCUUGCUAUGGUAGGUCAUUUCUCUGUGCACAAAGAAUGACUGACAAUGGAAUAGCUGGGCUAAAAAACUUAUUUGGUUACAACUCACAAGUGCCAAAAAACAGAGUUAUUAUUAAUAAUUGCUUAUCUAGCACCACAGAAGGGCAUAGUACUUUACAGACAAGACAAGGUCACUGCACCAAGGAACAUAAUAUAUAAGAAUCAAAUUGUAUUUGUAUUGCCAUAGCAAAUAGAGUCCUCAGCCCCACAGUGCUAACACUGUACACACACAUAACAAAAAAAUGACCCCUGCCCCAGAGAUCUUAUACUUUAAAGUAGAAGAGGAGAGACCAAACCCCACCCCCCUAAACAAACCCCAAACAGACCUUUAGCUAAACCAGUGUAAUGUGUGUAGACAAUCUUAGGGCUUGUACGGCUUUCACCAUAUUGGUUUAAAAACCAUUACAUAUUAUUGACAAAAUACUAUUAUUUUCCAUGACACAAUAUAUACAGUUAUAAGCAAUUUGAUAAUAGUAUAACUGCAUCCACAGUAGAGGGUUGCAUCAGUUUAACUACAUUGGUUUCUAAACCAAUCUGUUUAAGUCAAUACACAAACUGUGUGGAGACCAGCCCUUCUGUCUAUUCAAACCU